Messenger RNA from Phasianus colchicus (ring-necked pheasant), 2869 nucleotides. Its product is annotated as toll-like receptor 1. Gene Ontology annotation, molecular function: Toll-like receptor 2 binding; transmembrane signaling receptor activity; lipopeptide binding. Gene Ontology annotation, biological process: toll-like receptor signaling pathway; immune response; cellular response to bacterial lipopeptide. Gene Ontology annotation, cellular component: plasma membrane. Lineage: Eukaryota; Metazoa; Chordata; Aves; Galliformes; Phasianidae. The record is from RefSeq and is a predicted model, not a curated record.
UGGCAACUUCUCCUUUAAGAUGAAGAAAAGACAAUAUCAGCUGACAAUCAAACUCUUGCUGCUUAUUGAGAAACACUCAUGAUCCCCAGUCUUGUCUGGGGAAACAGAUGGCUCAGGGUGUUACCAGCAAUGAGUUACUCAGAUCCACUGUGCUGGGGAAAGCAGAAUGCUUUACUGUCAUCAGGUUUCAGCACAACAGUCCUUCUCACCAAUCUUAAAAGGAAAGAUAAAUUCUUCCAGCAAAGCAAAAAGGUUAUAUUCUUCUUUACAAAACUGAAAAGGUAAUUGUAAAAGAGAAGUUUUGAAGGAUUCUACUGCAAACUUCAAGUAUAUCUGGCACCAGUUGUUAGAAUAAAUUUUCAUACUUGUCAGCUUUUUUCAGCUGAACGCCUUCUUGCAUUUAAAUCUCCUUCAAGGUGCUGUUUUAUUGUGGGGAGUAAGCUCUAAACUGAGUCCAGAAUCAGCCAGGAUGCUCCGGUUUGCUUGUACAUGAAGAAUUCAUUACAUACUUCAUGAAUUUAAUCUUAAAAUCAUUAAGAUUAAAUGAAUCUUCAUUUAUUUUACUCAGCUUCUUUCUUCCUUGCUAAUUAAUCUUACUGAAGCAUGUUAAAUUAGUUUGGAGGCUCAUGGGAAUUGUGUGUUUUCAGUUAUUCUGACUGUGAAGUGCACUGAUUCUGCUCUGUUGAUUUGCUCACUAGGCUCUCUUACCCCUAUUCAAACCUUUAAUUGGAUGAUUGCUCUAUUGGAUUUCUCCAUCACUCGAUUGCCCUCUAUUGCUUUAUUCUUCAUGACUGUCCUACAGCUUUCAUGUCAUAUAGUAUUGGCAGGUUUUUUUUGUUUGUUUUUGUUUUUACAGUACUUUUGAAUUAAAGUACAACGUGGGGUUUCCCUGAUUUAAACACCUAUGCCAUAUCUAAUGUAAAGGUGACUGACCUGUAGAAGUUUUAAACUGUGUUAGUUUACCCCGAAAUACUUUUUGAGAUCUAAGCUAAUAAGUCUGCUAAUGCAACAAUACUUCAUGUGCCUGCUGAGGGAAAUAACUCAGAGGGGUAGAGUGCUGCCAAAGGUUUUGAUAUGAAGUGCAGUGGUCUGUAAAAGUUCUGCUUCCUCUUUUCUGUGCAUGCAAAAGAGGAGAUGCAGUUGUGCACUGUGUAACCAACAGAAAUGGACCACAUUAAAAAUGCAGAAAUAUUUACAUAACCUUACUUUGGAGAACAGCAGAAAGGCUUAUUUCCUCCUAAACCAUACAGAUAAUUAAAUGUUGCAGAAGCAAAAGUACUUUGAGUUUGGAUUGAUAAAAAUUUCCUUUCAUUAUGCUUUUAAUACCUGCAUUGCAGGGAAAUUUUAUUAUUACUUAAGCAUUAUGCAGCCUCUACAUAAAAACCUGUUCUUCCUAUUUCCCAGCAUAGCAGUCAAGGGACAAGCAUCUUGUGUGAGAUUCUUCAGCUUGAAGAUUACAUAUGUUUGAAAACCUGUUUUGAGGUUGUUAACUGAGCAUGCAGUAGUCGUUUGCUGGCUCUUCACUCAGAGAUAAAUUCAAUCCAUAAAAGGUUGGACUUCUUACUGAGGCAUAUUGAACGGAGAACAUAUAUAUGCUUUUGUGUUUCUCUGAAGAACCAAGAAAAUUCUGAGACAUAUAAUGGGAUCUCUUACAAGUAUCUAUGUCUUUGCUUGUGCGUUUUUAUCCAUAGUUUGGAAUAAUAUCCAGUCAACUGUGGAAAAUAAAAUUACUGCAAACUAUUCAGGAAAUCUACUAACUAAAGUUCCAAAAAACAUUCCAGCCCAUACUCACGUAUUAGAUUUAUCACAUAAUAGGAUCUCUGAAAUUACUAACUUGGAAUUUAUUUCUCUUCCUGACCUUCAAGUAUUAAACCUUUCUCAUAAUCUAAUUACAGAGCUUGACUUCAGUGUCUUCAUAUUUAAUCAAGAUUUAGAAUACUUAGAUUUAUCUCACAAUAACAUUCGGACAACAUACUGUCAAAUGCUUGCACGUCUUAGACAUUUAGAUCUUUCUUUCAACAAGUUCAUUGUCUUGCCAAUCUGUCAGGAAUUUGGGAUCAUGUUUCAUCUGGAAUACCUAGGAUUAAGUGCCAUGAUGAUACGAAGAUCAGACUUCAGAUACGUGACACAUUUGCAGCUGAACACUGUCCUCCUAACCUUAGAAGACUUUUCUCUGUAUGAGCCUCUGAGUUUGACAGCUUUAAAUACAAGGAACCUUCACAUUGUUUUUGCAGCAGACCAAAACUUCAAUUUUUCUCUCUUAUAUGACGGAAUGAGCACUUCAGAGAAGUUAAAAAUAUUUAACUUAAGAUACACCUUGAGCCACAGAGAUUUUCCCUCCCCUUCUUUAGAGCUUCUGAAGAACAUCAAAGCAACAGAUCUCAUGCUUGAAGCUGUGGACUUGGAAUGGACAGUCAUUCUGCAAAUUUUUCUGUUAGUUUGGGAUUCAACUGUGGAGCGCUUAACUGUGAGAAAUUUGAUUUUUCGGGGACCAGUGGUGGAGCAGACUGAAUAUAAAUUUCUAUCCCAUUUAAGACCUCUGGAACGAUUUCUCCCUUUGGGUGGCUCCAUGAAAGCACUGACUUUGGAGAGAGUUCGAAAUAAGGUGUAUUAUUUCAACCAGGAGAUUUUGUACAGAUUCUUUUCAGAGAUGAAUAUUGAUAGUUUGACAAUAUAUGAUGCAUGUAUGCCACACAUGCUUUGCCCCAAAACAACAAGCUCAUUUCAGUAUAUAAAUUUUUCCCGCAAUGCCCUGACGGAUGAAUUGUUCCAGAAUUGUGACACUCUGGCAAAUUUGAAAUUACUUAUUUUGAAUAGGAAUAAAUUUAAGAGCCUUUCCAAGGUGAGCUUCAUGACCAGCCAUAUGAAA